Molecule: messenger RNA, 2575 nt
Organism: Odocoileus virginianus texanus
Lineage: Eukaryota; Metazoa; Chordata; Mammalia; Artiodactyla; Cervidae
Gene: PLA2G3
Product: phospholipase A2 group III
Biological process (GO): phospholipid metabolic process; arachidonate secretion
Molecular function (GO): A2-type glycerophospholipase activity
Source: RefSeq, a predicted model, not a curated record
CUCGGCUGGGCACCGCUUCCGCUCGGCGGCCGCAGGGUUGCUGCCUCGUGGGCCCACCAGGGUAGGCUUCCCGAGGGCUUUGUCUGGCUGGGCCAGGGCAGGAUGGGGGUUCUGGUGGCACUGUGGGGAGUGCUGAGCUUCCUGGGGGUGGCUCCGGGGGGCUCCCCUGCCCUCCACUUGCACAGCACCUCCUGCCACUUGGCCAGGCCCAUCGCCAGCAUCUCUUUGGGAUCCCUGAGAUUCCUGGGCGAGGAUGUCCAGGGACUAGCCCUGUUCCAUGCCCGCUGGGAUGGGCACGGGAGAUUGCAGGUGUGCAGCCGGCAGGAUGAACCAGAGCUCACUGCAGCCUUCGGUGCGCUCUGUGCUGGUGAGAUCACCCGAGGCUCCUUCAUCCACACCCCUGGACCUGAGCUGCAGAGAGCCCUGGCCAUCCUUCAGAGCCAGUGGGAGGUCUGCCAAGGGCCUGCUCAGAGUCCAGCGGGGACCAGGCAGAAGCGAGCAGCAGGGCGGAGUGGAGCGCCUGGCAUCGGGCACCAGCGGGUGAAGAGGGGCUGGACUAUGCCUGGCACGCUGUGGUGUGGAGUUGGGGACUCUGCCAGGAAUUCCACGGAGCUAGGGGUCUUCCAGGGCCCUGAUCUCUGCUGCCAGGAACACGACCACUGCCCCCAGACGGUCUCACCCUUCCAGUACAACUACGGCAUCCGGAACUACCGAUUCCACACCAUCUCCCACUGCAGCUGUGAUGCCAGGUUCCAGCAGUGCCUACAGAGCCAACGGGACUCCGUCUCCGACAUCGUGGGCAUGGUCUUCUUCAAUGUACUGGCGAUCCCCUGCUUUGUGCUGGAGGAGCAGGAGGCCUGUGUGGAGUGGUACUGGUGGGGCGGGUGUAGAAGGUACGGCUCUGUGCCACUUGCUCGUCUCCAGCCCAGGACCCUCUACAACGCCUCUUGGAGCUCCCCUGCCACCCCAACUCCCAGUCCCCAGAACACAGCCCCAAGCCAGCCUCAGCCGAUACAGCAUCCUCAGACGUGGCCAGCACAGCAGAAAGAGUCCAGGCACCCCAGUCAAGCCAAGGCCACAGCCCUCCAGGCUCCUGCAGCCUCCGCUGGGCCUGCCAUGCUCCCCAGAGUCCAGCUGGAGGUCACCAAUCCAGGCCUCCAGGGGCCUCGGGGUGGCCUAAAACCUCAGGGUAUCCGCCGGGCCUGCCGCAGCUUCCGCCGCCUGGACCAGUGUGAGCAUCAGAUUGGGCCCCAGGAGACCAAGUUCCAGGUGUUCAACAGCGCCCGGGACCCCUUCUUCCACUGCAACUGCACGCGCCGCCUGGCCCGCUUCCUGAGGCUCCACAACCCACUCGUGGGCGCCACCGUGCUUCGGGAGCUGCUGGGCAUGACCUGCUUCAAACUGGUCCCUCCGCUGGACUGUGCUGAGGACAAAGGCUGUUCCAGUGACCCCAGGGCCAUCAGAGUGUCAGCUCGGCACCUGCGGCGACUUCAGCAGAGGCGACGCCAGCUCCAGGGGACGGGCGCACACCACAGGCAGGCAAGGCCUUCAGAGCACCCAAACGCCUCCAUGUCAUUCUACGACCGGUGCCUGCAGCUGACCCAGGGAGCCAGAGGACCCAGAGGACAGCAGAAACCCUGGAACCAGUGACCUCACUUCUUGUUCUCCUGGGCACUAGAUUGGACCUUGUCCUGGCUUUGCUGGGCCCUGGGGUGGGUCUCAGCUUCCCCUCCAUUGUGAGACUGAAGUGUGGACAGACAGAGGGCCGCACGGAGGGCUGUGGGGGCCAAGGCCCAAAUGCUGGACCGUGCCUCCUGCUGUGCUGAGCGAUCUUGGGCUGGUGACACAAACUGUCUGUGCUUGGAUGUGGUAUUCAGGAGGCUCAUUCUGCUGCCCCAGGCUUGGGCCUUCCCAGGGAGUUAACAACCAGAUGGGAAAGAGGAGAAGGUAACAUUGCAGGAGCCCCGGGAAGUACCAGGAGGAGGUACACGUAUGCUCAUGUUGUGAAACUAACACACAUCUCCAAAGAGUUGUCCAGGAAGGCCCCAGAGCCUGCCUGCUGAGGUCUGGGGGCAGAGGGUGGUGAAGGAGGGAUGUCACAGAAGGGCAUGUGUCUGAAUACAGGAUGGGGGAGCUAGAGAGGGGCUUCUUAAUUCCCCUCCUCCCCAGGGGACCCCCUUCUAUUAACAGCUGCUAUGCCCUUCCCAGCCCAGCCCUGGUCCAUUCUUUCUGCCCUAAACCUAAAUUCAGACCUUCUCUAUGCCCUUGAGCAAGAGACCUCCUUCACUCUGAGCCUUAGUUUCCUCCUCUGAGAAAGAGGGGUGUAGACAGGAGCUACCUCAUAGGGUUGUUGAGGAUUAAGUGAACCAACUCGCAGACAGCACUCAGCACCCAGUAAAUGUUCUCUCCCUCCAACGCCCAGCCAAACUGCACUUAGAUGACUGAUUUUCAAAGGUACACAGAACCUCUUGGAGGCCUCAGUUUGCUCACGUGUGAAAUGGGGCUAAGAACUGCACUGAAGUCAGUGCCACAACUCAGGCUUAGGUGCCGAUUAAAGGAGAUGGCAUGUGUGAUG